AUGAAGCUGCAUUCAUCCGCAAUGGAGGUGCCUCACUACCUAAGGGGUCUGCGACCUCGAUCGACUUAUGUCUGCAAUGCCUGUCGGCUGUUCAGCUCUUCUCCUAUCUCCUCUUCAGGCCAUAGCAAAUGGUCAACCAUUAAGCAUGACAAAGCCAGGAAUGACAGGGCAAAGAGUAAGGAACGGCAGAUGGUGAGCAAGGAAAUCAGCAACGCUACACAAUUAUGGGGUGCCGAUCCCAAAUUCAACCCGAGAUUAACCCUCGCCCUAUCGAAUGCGAAACGCGCCUCAAUACCUAAGAUCGUGAUAGAAUCGGCGAUUGCUCGAGGCCAGGGACUCAGUGUUACGGGGCAGGCGUUGGAAGCUGUUACGAUUGAGGCAAUGUUUCCGGGAUCUGUCGCAGUAGUCGUGGAGUGUCGUGUCACUAUGGAAUAUCGCGAAGGAGUCAAUGCCGAUCAAUACUUGGAUGAAGCCAUCGAGGCGGGCGCAAUCGACAUCGUUAUGGACAAGAAGAACAGAUUGACCUUGUUUACAGACCCGGCUGAUACGAAACGGGUCGGUGAGACAUUUUCCAAACUAUCGGGCCUUGCGAUCGAAGAGCGUGAAAUAUUCUGGGAUCCUAAUAAGGAUACGCUGGUUGAAGUACAGGACGAGGAGCACGUUAAGACACUUGAAGAUGUCCUGUGUGCAUUACGAGAAAAUCCUACUGUUCAGGAGAUCUACUUGAACACUACCGAAAGCUUCUAA
Messenger RNA from Penicillium chermesinum, 747 nucleotides. Its product is annotated as post-initiation translation factor DPC29. The record is from RefSeq and is a predicted model, not a curated record. Lineage: Eukaryota; Fungi; Ascomycota; Eurotiomycetes; Eurotiales; Aspergillaceae. Gene Ontology annotation, cellular component: mitochondrion. Bases 1 to 747 code for a protein of 248 amino acids. The transcript has 3 exons.